Maniola jurtina (meadow brown) is the source of this 3162-nucleotide messenger RNA. Its product is annotated as spermosin-like. The transcript has 11 exons. Gene Ontology annotation, biological process: proteolysis. Lineage: Eukaryota; Metazoa; Arthropoda; Insecta; Lepidoptera; Nymphalidae. Gene Ontology annotation, molecular function: serine-type endopeptidase activity. Bases 156 to 1976 code for a protein of 606 amino acids. The record is from RefSeq and is a predicted model, not a curated record.
CAUCUCUGUCUCUGCAGAUGAUAAACUUGACCUUUAGAUCAAUAUUUCUAUACAAGUCUUUAUUCUAAAAAGUGAUACCGCGCGAGACGCAUGCGUCGCGAAAAAAAUUAAAAAUACUGUUUAGUUUUGUUCGAUUUGAUGCACAACAAAAAAAUAUGAUUGGAGCCUUACUAAUUCUAGUCAUAGGUCUGCUGGUGCCAACACACGAGGAAUCCACGCCCAUCUCGCCAUGCCCCAACGUGUUCUCGUACGAACCCUCGGGCACCGAACAAGGACGGUGGUACGGGGUCGUGAACCUGUCCACAGACAGCACCCUCCACUCGCUGUGGUUGAAUGUAGUGCUGGAUAGCAAAGCAGACAUAUUGGGGAACUGGGUUGGAGAUGUCACAACCACAGACAACAUAGACUUUAAGAUUGAGAACACGAAAAUGAAAAUCCACCCAGGCCCUGCAGUGGCAGUUCGUUUCUUCGUGCAAUACAACGUACUUAACAAAGUGCCAAGGUUACGUGCUAUAAGACUGAAUGGGAGGGAGAUAUGUAACGCCGAUCAUCCUCAACCAGCUGUUGACACAGGUGAUGCUAUAAGGCCUGAUCCAACUUCGAUCUCCUCAAGGCCAGAAUCGAGACCUCAAUCCCGGCCAGAUACUCGACCAACUGGCGGCAGGCCCUCAGAAUCCCGACCAACCCAAAGACCAGACAGUAGACCAAAUGAGAGACCGUCAUCGUCAGAAUCAAGACCAGUCCAAAGACCGACGGAGAAAAGGCCUGUCGAUACUCAAACUAGGCCUACUAUUAUAAUCAGGCCAGAAGAUAAGCCUCAAACAAAACCUGUUUACGGAAGACCGUCGGGUGACGGACCAGUGUACGUACCCACCGCUAACCCUCCGUUAGACCAGAGCAACGUUAACCCAUACAGCAUUGGUGGUGGCCAGGUAUCGGCACAGAACGUUAACGACAGACGGACGACGUCCAACUACCAGCAGCAGCAGUUCACGCCGCGGCCGUCCUAUCCCACCAGACCGAAGGAUGAUGAUGAUGAUGACAGUCGACCAGAUCCUGAUGAGUACUGGUCGCCAGGCCCGGCCACCUUACCUUCCGUUGGAAAUUUCGGCAGCGGCAAUAAGAAGCAAUCUGAUCAGUGCGGUAUAGUGAUACGGAACAACCCGAACCCCUUGGUGGUGAACGGCAAGCCCACUUUGGAAGGACAGUGGCCGUGGCAAAUAGCUCUUUACCAAAUUCAGACGGUAGACAGCAAAUACAUCUGCGGCGGGACGCUGGUCUCGCACAAGCACGUGAUCACGGCGGCGCACUGCGUGACCCGCAAGAACUCCUCCAAACCCGUCAACAAAAACACUCUCACCAUCUAUCUGGGCAAGCACAACCUGAGGACUUCUGUGGAAGGCGUGGAGAUCAGAUUCGUGGCGGAGAUCACCGUUUAUCCAGAGUACAACAAGACUCCCUUCGCCAGGGAUCUGAGCAUCCUCAGAAUGCGGAAGUCAGUCGAGUACACCGAGUUUGUGAGGGCCGCUUGUCUUUGGCCUGACAACCAGGUGGCAUUGAACAAUGUUAUUGGCAAGAAAGGUUCCGUGGUAGGCUGGGGCUUCGACGACACAGGCGUGGCCACUGAGGAGCUGUCCCUGGUAGAGAUGCCAGUGGUGGACCAGGAGACGUGCAUCCGCUCCUACAGCGCCUUCUUCGACAAGUUCACCGACAGGGACUACACCUACUGCGCUGGAUAUAGGGAUGGAACAGAUGAUGAAAUAACCGGCACGAGAAAAAGUACAUCCGUCUGCAACGGCGACAGCGGUGGUGGGAUGGUGUUCCAGAUGCAAGGCAUCUGGUACCUCCGUGGUCUGGUUUCUCUAUCUGUGGCAAGACACAACGAGUACAGAUGUGACCCGACACACUACGUCGUAUUCACGGACCUUGCCAAAUUCUUGCCUUGGAUUAGAGAUCAUAUCAGUACCAACCUUUAGAAUUAGAGUUAGAAAUAAAAUAAGAAUUACUUACCUACUUAAUCAAGCAAAAAGCUUUUAUACGUUGACAAAAUGUUAUUAGUGUUGAAAAAAUGUUUGUCAAUUUUUUUAUGUAAUUUUUCGAAAAGGGGAAAAACAUGUUUAAAAUUAUGAAUUGUAGAAAAAAGUAUGAUAGAUAAAACGCGGCGCAAAUGAUUUGUAAAAAUAUUCCGAACUAAAGCAAACCUAUCCGGGAAGUUACGGACUGAUGCAAGCCCUACUGUUGUAAUGAAAAAUAAUAUAACGGUGACCGCAUAGACAGCAAGUUCACGUGAUGGCAAUAAAGUUUCUUCAUAUUUUGUCUUCCAACUGUGUCAAGAACAUUAUUAUUAUUAAUUUUUAAAGCACCAUAGCUGUCUUAUGCGAUCACCUUUAUGACUUUAGAAUCCUAUAAAUAUUUCCGUCCAAUUGGCACCUAGGUAUGCAAUAACAUAGUGUGAUAAUAGCCAUAUCAUUAUUGGGUAUAUCUUAGGACUUCAAUAUUAUUUAUUACACUGAGUAGUAUGUUAAACUACGCUCAACGAUACAAUCCGGAAUCCUUAAGGUCCUAGAAAUUGCUAAGUAAGCAGCCUUAUGCUUGGACAUUAAAACAAACAUGACGGCAGCGACUCCUAACGGCAAGACUUCGCAUUAAACGCGCGCAUACGCGUGUACAAUCAAUAAUAAUAGAAACAUGCUAACUGUGGAACCAACUCCCAUCGGCGGUGUUCCCACUAGAUCACAACAUGGGGUUAUUCAAAGGGCGGACCAACAAAUUCCUGAAAGACCCGCAACGCAUCGGCGGUACCUCUGGUGCUGCAAAUGUUCAUGGGCGGCGGUAAUCACUUAACAUCAGGUGACCCACCUGCUCGCUAUUUUAAUUUAAAAAAAAAAAAAAAAAAAACAAAAUACUCAACGGUGUUAGACACAAUAGUCAAUGGCGUCGUGCGUCGCUGCCGUCUUGCAUUGUCACUUACGAGGUAGUGUGCGACCCAAGCCGAAGCUUCAGCUGCAGCCACUUUCGGCCAAAAAACGACCUUCAGCCAAACCUUCGGCUUCGGUCAAAAUGGGCCGAAGUUUUGGCCGAAUAAACUUAUCUACGCUGGCUGUGAGUUUGUUACGGCAUUUUGAUUUUAGGAUACGAUCAAUAAAAAUACUGUUAAUAAUA